Chara braunii is the source of this 2732-nucleotide messenger RNA. NCBI's taxonomy places the organism in Eukaryota, Viridiplantae, Streptophyta, Charophyceae, Charales, Characeae. The record is from the annotation of a GenBank genome assembly.
CCGGGGUGGGAGUGGUGAUGGUUGGUGAAGACGCGUCGUCCAAUGGGAUAUGAUGAUGCCCGAGUGAGAUGACUUCGAGGGGAUCUGAUCUCAGAUGAGCUGGUGUGUUGGGAAGAUCGUGGGAGCGACGGUCUUUGCUUGUUUACUGGCGCCUCCGCUCUCGGCCAACGGGUGGUACAGGGAACUGCUGAAUGGAGACGAUGCAUGGCUGGAUGCUUUCCCUCCGCCUUCUCGCCCUACCCAGACCGUCAUCUCCCUCUCCCCUCCCAAGGUCUUGGAAUUCGUAAAGGUCCAUUCACUCAAUAUUCCCCACUGGACUCCUCCCCUCAUCACUAUGUUGUCAUUCGAUGACUGGGCGUCCCUCCUCUGGACAGCUGCUCAUGACAGACCUGCUUUCCCUGUACUCACAAAGAGCCUAGUCACACGUGCCCGUGAAACGCAGCAGGAGGAUCUGUUCGUCGGGAUGGCUAUCCGCAAUGAACUCACGAUGAAGGAGAAGAUGUUUGUUGACAUGUGGGGUGCCGAGUCAGCGUUUCAUUCGGGUCUUGUAUUUGCGGAGGAUCAGGAUGGUCCCGGUACACCGAGCUCCCAGGGGGAGGAUGAUGACGAGGGUCUGUGCCUGACCGAGGAGGAAAAGGCGUACCAUGCACAGAUGGUAGCAGAAAGUAAGGUAGAGGUAGCAAAGCCGGUUGAGGAGAAUCAGAAAUCGGAGGUGAACAAGUAUACUAGGAACGCCUUUUUGCCCUUAGCAUCGAGUAGAUGGGUGGAGUCAGAGUCGGUGAAACUGGAUUACAAGGUAUGGGAGUUACCCACAUAUAAUCACUCUGCCCCGAUCAGUAGUGAUUCCUACCGGUUCCUUGCCAACCUCACACAGGAGGAGAUGAGGCUUUGUAAUGACAAGUCCCUAUCGGAGAACAUUGAGCUUGUUAGGGGAAACUACCCCCUCACAGCGGCCGACAUGAAUUUCCCUCUGAUUGGGGAGAUUGAUCGCGCAAAGUGUGUAGUUACGAGGCCUGCGCUCGCGGUUAGAGGAUUCUUAGGAGCAAAGGGACAGCUAGCGCUGGUUGAACUAAAGCGCAUAUGGAAUGUAGGGCGGCCCUACUUGAAAUGUCGCUGUAUCCAGGAGGGAAAGGGGGAUUGCAAGAAGAACAUCACAUGGCUGGACCAUGUUUUAUGGCACAUGAGGGAGAUCAUGGAGUCCAUGGCCUUCAAUGUCUUGUCUGAUCCCUCCAGAAGGCCUGACAAUAUCCUUGAUGAUAGGGCCUUGUUGAUGCACAAGUUCCCUCGCACCAUGGCCCACCUGAUUCUCCCUCCCAGAUUCGUCACCGAUGCAACCCAUAAGAAGAGGAAGUCCAUGAUGGCCGAUGCUCGUGCAAGACGCACGAAGGAAGCUAGGCAAACUACCCUAUCAUUCUCUGUCAGACCGCAGGGUGACCACUCCCCGGUGGCGGCGGCUGGAGCAUCCGGUGUGAAUAACACUCCUCCGGAGUCAUGCGUAUCUACGCAAGCCGAUGGGCAGACCUCAGAAUGUGAGGGAUCUUUUGUGAAUGAUCCAUCGGGGAGGAGAAGGUGGCAAAAGUCUGGAUCGAAAGGGAUGGAGUGCUUUGUCCAUCUAAGAUACGUUAGUCGUAUCAUGGCGACUGUCCACUUUCGCUCUAUCCUUGAGAAAACGGUGGAAUGUUUCUUCCCCGAGGCCGUUGCCCUCCUGUCCCUGGUGUUGAUUGGAUGGUCUUACAUGGAUACUUUGGAGUCGUUAGUCUAUAAACCAGCUAAAGUCUUUCACGAUUUUUCAUUGGACGAUUGGAUGGGUUUCUGUGCUAAAUCCCCGAAGUGUCCUUGUAACACGGACAGAUUCUCACCAUUCCAUCAUCCGUGCACCUUUUCGAUGUCGCAGCCUUUUUCCACUGCAUCUACCCACACCCUGUCUAUGGACCCUGCUGUUUCCUCCAACUUGAGAUUACGGAACUUGCUGAAACAAGGGCUUAAUCAUAUCCCCCCCCAGCCUAGAGUUGUGGCCCCUGCUCUUCACAAGUUCAUGGGAGCCUGGGAGGUGAUUAAGCAGUUUAUUGCGAGGAAAGGGUUGAUGAGGACCAGCGGGAUUGAACAUGCUGACCGGUACAUUUCUGAUCUGCUUAAACGGCAGUUGGCCAUCCCAUCACUUAGAAGAUGCAGGGACUCCGCCUGUGAUACCAGGAGGACGGAUGUCAAUGAUGAGAUCACUUUUCUCACGAACAGAGUGUUCAUUGCGGGCACUGACAAGGCUGGGAACACCCCCUCAUUCGUAUGUGUCCAUCUCAUUAGGACACACUGUUACCAUGGGUGGCUUACCAGUGCCUCCUUCACAUUUCUCACCCCUGUUGCUGCUCUCUGCGACGCUGUGUUGAAAUGCAUUACACCAUUGGUAAUGGCAGCGUGCAAGGAGAUCACUGACACGCUGUCCAGAUUUCACGGAAUUGAGACAUCCAUAUGGUGGUCUGUCGAGUCAGUGCAGGACUACUGUUGGAACCUCCCCGAGAAGGUUUACUCUGUGUUCUCAGCCGACAUCACCAGAUGCUUUGAGACAAUACCAAUUGAUGAGAGUGUUGACGGACUACCAGAUGCGAUCAACCUCUUCACCAACCUCGCAUCAAGUAUGCUUGCAAAAUGAAUCUGGGUUCAUUCAUUAGGUGUAGAAGAGCUUCUAAUGGUGAGUUUUCCUGCACUGUCACUAAGAGCCGGGUGGUUUCACAGAG